Suricata suricatta (meerkat) is the source of this 1484-nucleotide messenger RNA. RefSeq names its product N-terminal Xaa-Pro-Lys N-methyltransferase 1 (gene NTMT1). Bases 394 to 1065 code for a protein of 223 amino acids. NCBI's taxonomy places the organism in Eukaryota, Metazoa, Chordata, Mammalia, Carnivora, Herpestidae. The transcript is spliced from 4 exons. Gene Ontology annotation, cellular component: cytoplasm. Gene Ontology annotation, molecular function: N-terminal protein N-methyltransferase activity. The record is from RefSeq and is a predicted model, not a curated record.
GCGGGGAGAGGGGCUGGUGGAAGGGGAAGGCCGAGGCACCCGGAGCCUGAACCGGGGCAACCCCUCCCCCCCGACGCUGUUCCGGGGUCGUAGCCAGUUACCCUUUCCGUCUCUGAGCCUCAGUUUCCCCUUGAGAAACGGGGAUAAGGAGAGCAUGCGCUCGGAGAGUAGGUGUCAGGGUUCAGGAAAAUGCUCAGAUCAGAGCCGGGCACGGAGUAGUGCCUGCCGCAUGGCAGUCGCUAUCUUAUGUCACCUUGGACUCAGCCCCAGAUGGGGCUCGACACAGGUGUCGUCCAGGGGACAGCUCGCCGCCAAGAGCCUUUGGAGCCAAGGAGGCCCUGCUGCUGAGUGCGGAGCCUGAGCUGAGUCGGUCAGUGACGGUUUGGUGACGGCAUGACGAGCGAGGUCAUAGAAGAUGAGAAGCAGUUCUACUCGAAGGCCAAGACGUACUGGAAGGAGGUCCCGCCCACCGUGGACGGCAUGCUCGGGGGGUAUGGCCACAUCUCCGGCAUCGACAUCAGCAGCUCCCGGAAGUUCCUGCAGCGGUUCUUGAGGGAAGGCCCGAACAAGACGGGGACCUCCUGCGCCCUGGACUGCGGGGCCGGCAUCGGUAGGAUCACCAAGCGGCUGCUCCUGCCGCUCUUUAGAGCGGUGGACAUGGUGGACGUGACAGAAGGCUUCCUGGUCAAGGCCAAGACCUACCUGGGGGAGGAGGGCAAGAGGGUGAGGAACUACUUCUGCUGCGGCCUCCAGGACUUCAGCCCCGAGCCCAACUCCUACGAUGUCAUCUGGAUCCAGUGGGUGAUAGGUCACCUGACCGACCAGCACCUGGCUGAGUUCCUGCGGCGCUGCAAGCAGGGCCUGCGCCCCAACGGCAUCAUUGUCAUCAAGGACAACAUGGCCCAGGAGGGCGUGAUCCUGGAUGACGUGGACAGCAGCGUGUGCCGGGGCCUCGAGGUUGUGCACAGGAUCAUCCGCAGCGCGGGCCUCAGCCUCCUGGCGCAGGAGCGCCAGGAGAACCUUCCCGACGAGAUCUACCACGUGUACAGCUUGGCCCUGAGAUGAGCGGGGCCGACCCAGGGGCCCCGCGUGGUGGCGCGGAGUGCCGAGCGAGGCCUCGAGACACCGGGCGCCGUCCGCACUGGACUCUUAUUCAAGAGGCAGAUGGGACCCCUUGGGGAAGGGCGCGACCGGACGGAGCGGAGAGGCUGGAGCCUGGCUCUGCCUUACCACCGCCUGGCCUUCCAGCCGCAGGCCCGAGCACCUGGAGAGGACUCUUGGCUGUUGCGGACUUUUCCCGGGCGGGAGGAGGAGGGGGCCCGGGCGGCGGGGCCCUGCUGUCCCCAACAUGAUGGUCACGGCAGCGGUCCCGGGCGAGGGGCAGCUGUACCCUCGCUCCUAGCUGUGCUUUACGGCUUCCUGGUGAGCUUUUCAAAGUCACAGAAUAAAAGGGUGAGCCCCGAGUCGGAAGGCCCCGGCCUGGA